UCAUAGCUUAUAUUAGUAGAAGAGAUGCACAGUGAACAGUUGAAAAUCUGGAUUUUUUUCCAUUGGAAAACUCUUAUACUGAACUCAGCUGCUACUAAAACAUUAAACAAGCAACAUUCUGAAUGUUAAUCAUUUCCCUAAUGUGGUAUAUGAACUUGAAACCAGAUCAAAUCACAUGUUCUUGAUUAUAAAUUGUAGUCUCUUCAGUUUAAUUGCAGUACAAGUUUGUCACCAGAGUUUUCAGAGUUCAUCUUUUUCCUGCUCCCAUUAAAGCUUUUAAUUGCAAGCGCAUGGACAAUUGUAAUCAUUACUUUCCAGCAUUGUUUCCAUUAGCUGCUAGGGCUAAGCAGGCUUUAUCUGAUUGUGAUGUAGAUGGAAACUUCAGUAUGAAAUCCAGUGGCUAAAGGCUACAAAAACUUCAUUGUAGUGAUGAGAAUGAAGAAGUCCCAGAAAUCUUGGAUUGAAGGUGCCUUCAGUAAAAGAGAAUGUGCAAAAAUUGUACCAAGUUCAAAAGAUUCUCACAGAUGUUUUCAACAUUCACGUUACUAUCAGUCCAGUGGAUCACUGUACAGAGGUUCUGCAGGAUGUCAAGUAUGCCAGAAUCUAAUUCGAUGUUGCUGUGGUCGGCUAAUUGGUGAUCAUCAUGGGAUAGAUUAUGGUUGCCCUGUAUUUCAGUCUGCAAAAGAGAAAGAUAAUGUGGAAUGGUCUGUUGAGAAAGACACAAAUAUUAGUCCAACUGAUGCAUUUGGUACAAUCAAUUUCCAAGACAGUGAUCAUACAUACCAUGCCAAGUAUAUCAGAACUUCUUAUGACACAAAGCUAGACCAACUGUUGCAGCUCAUGGUUAAAGAAUGGCAAAUGGAAUUUCCCAGACUGGUUAUUUCUGUUCAUGGUGGCAUCCAAAACUUCAAACUUCCAUCUAAACUAGUACAGCUUUUCAGCAAAGGCUUGGUCAAAGCUGCUGAAACUACAGGAGCUUGGAUAUUAACAGAAGGCAUUAACACCGGAGUAUCUAAGCAUGUGGGAGAUGCACUGAAAUUCCAUGCCUCUCAAUAUUUAAGGAAGAUCUGUGCUAUUGGAAUUCCCCCUUGGGGCAUCAUUGAGAAUCAGAGAGAACUUAUUGGGAAAGAUGUAGUCUGCCUGUACCAGACACUGGGCAACCCCCUCAGCAAGCUGAGCGCCCUCAACAGCAUGCAUUCCCAUUUCAUACUGGUAGACGAUGGCACAGUGGGCAAGUAUGGCAGUGAGAUGAAACUCAGGAGGAAACUGGAAAAGUAUCUAUCACUUCAAAAAAUACAUACCAGAAUGGGACAAGGAGUGCCCUUAGUUGGGCUGGUGGUAGAAGGUGGUCCAAAUGAAAUCCUGACAGUACGGGAAUACGUUAGGGACAAACCUGCUGUUCCUGUAGUAAUAUGUGAAGGAACCGGAAGAGCUGCCGACCUCCUUGCUUUUACCCAUAAGCACACCGCAGAUGACACAAAUUGGAACUCUCAGCUUAAAGAAGAGAUAUUAUUAAUGAUUCAGAACAGCUUCAGUUUUGGGCAGAAGCAGUCCCAUCACUUGUUUAAAAUUUUAAUGGAAUGUAUGGAACAUAGGGAUUCUAUAACCAUAUUUGAUGCAGAGUCAGAGGAACAUCAGGACAUGGAUUUGGCAAUCCUAACUGCACUCUUGAAAGGCACACACAUGUCUGCUCCAGAUCAGCUAAAUCUGGCUCUGGCUUGGAACAGAUUGGACAUUGCUAAGAAACAUAUAUUGGUUUAUGGACAACACUGGAAGGUUGGCUCCCUUGAACAAGCAAUGCAGGAUGCUCUGGUGAUGGAUCGGGUGGAGUUUGUGAAGUUGUUAAUAGAACAUGGCGUGAAUCUGCACCGUUUUCUUACAAUAUCCCGACUGGAAGAACUGUACAAUACUAAACAAGGGCUGACAAAUCUUCUUUUACAUCAUCUUGUUUGUGAUGUGAAACAGAGUACUCUUCCAGUGGACUAUAAAAUAUCAUUGAUCGAUAUUGGGCUGGUUAUAGAAUACUUGAUCGGUGGAGCUUAUCAGAGCAGCUACACAAGAAAACAUUUCAGAAUUUUAUACAAUAACAUUUACAGGAAACAUAAGAACCAGGAAGUUGUCUCCAGAUUGACACAGAACCUCCCUCUUCAUCAGCUUAAUCAGACUGGGAGUCGAAGUGGAUCUGCUGAAAAUACUUUGCAUUCCCAGUUUAUCAGAACAGCACAGCCAUACAAAUACAAAGAAAAAUCAGCAAAUCUCCAUAAAUCCAAGAAGAAAACCAAAGAUGAAUUCACAGUAUCUGAUGACCAAGAGUCAGUUGGCUUUAUUUAUCCCUACAAUGAUCUCUUGGUUUGGGCAGUUUUGAUGAAAAGACAGAAGAUGGCUAUGUUCUUCUGGCAGCAUGGAAAAGAAGCAAUGGUCAAGGCUGUGGUGGCUUGCAAGCUCUAUAGAGCCAUGGCACGUGAAGCCAAACAAUGCAACAUGGAGGAUGAUACAUCAGAGGAGUUGAAGAAGUAUUCAAAUGAGUUUGGGCAGCUUGCUCUAGAUGUGUUAGAUAAUGCAUUCAAACAAAAUGAACAGAUGGCCAUGAAGCUGUUGACAUAUGAGCUGAAGAACUGGAGUAAUUCAACAUGUCUGAAACUGGCUGUGUCAGUGGGCUUGCGACCUUUUGUGUCUCACACAUGUACCCAGAUGCUGUUGACUGAUAUGUGGAUGGGACGCCUGAAAAUGAGAAAGAAUUCCUGGUUUAAGGUGAUUCUAAGUAUUCUUCUACCUCCCACCAUCUUGAUGCUGGAGUUUAAAAGCAAGGCUGAAAUGUCACAUGUGCCUCAAUCGCAGGAGUCCCAUCAAUUCACGUGGUAUCAUGGUGAUCCCAGCACCUCCAGUGGAAAGGAUGACCUAUCAUUGAGCAAUUAUGAUUUUGAGAAAGGGGUGGAGAAGCAAGCUGAAAAGCAGACUUUUCCCAACAACAAUGAACAUCAAAGUCUUCCUGGAACUAGGAAAAUCUAUGAAUUCUACAAUGCCCCUAUUGUCAAGUUCUGGUUCCACACGAUGGCCUAUUUAGCCUUUCUCAUGCUGUUCACUUACACAGUUUUGGUAAAGAUGAAACCAACCCCCAGUGUCCAGGAAUGGCUUGUAAUCAUCUACAUUUUUACUACCUCCAUUGAGAAAGUCAGAGAGAUUUUUAUUUCAGAGCCAAGCAAGUUCAUCCAAAAGAUGAAAGUGUGGAUUUAUGAGUACUGGAAUUUUACAGAUUUUAUUGCCAUCAUCCUGUUCAUGACUGGUUUUGGUUUGCGCUGGGCUAAUCCUCCACUUCAAACAGCUGGAAGGUUAAUUUAUUGUCUGGAUAUAAUAUUCUGGUAUGCUCGACUUCUUGAUUUUUUUGCUGUGAAUCAGCAUGCUGGCCCCUAUCUGACCAUGAUCGGGAAAAUGACAGCAAACAUGUUCUAUAUUGUCAUUAUGAUGGCCAUAGUACUGUUAAGUUUUGGCGUUGCACGAAAAGCAAUACUUUCUCCAAAUGAGCAGCCAUCAUGGACUCUUGCACGAGAUAUUGUAUUUCAACCUUACUGGAUGAUAUUUGGUGAAGUGUAUGCGGGAGAAAUUGAUGCUUGUGAAUUAGAUCCAGGCUGUCCUCCAGGUUCAUUCCUCACGCCAUUUCUUCAAGCAGUGUAUCUCUUUGUACAAUACAUCAUCAUGGUCAAUCUACUUAUUGCUUUCUUCAAUAAUGUUUAUUUUGAUAUGAAGUCUAUGUCAAACAAACUCUGGAAAUAUAACCGUUACCGCUAUAUCAUGACAUACCAUGAAAAACCAUGGCUGCCACCACCUUUCAUAAUACUGAGCCACAUUGGUAUUGUGCUAAAUUGCCUUUGCAGCCGCCGGCUGUCAAAUGAAGUGGAUCAAGAGGAGGAGGAACAUGUUGAACUGAAACUGUACCUGAGUGAGGAAGAAUUAAAAAAACUUCAUGAUUUUGAAGAGCAGUGUGUGGAACAGUACUUACAUGAAAAGAAGGAAAGCCUUCAUUUCAGUGAUAGCGAACAGAUCCGUGUUACAAAUGCAAGAGUUGAAGAAAUGUUUUCACAGCUGAAGGAAGUACACGAGAAAGUAUUUUAUAUCAAAGAUGCUUUGCUUGCCUUGGACAGCCAACUGGGACACUUACAGGACCUCUCAGUUUUAACAGUUGAUACUCUCAAAGUCAUUUCAGCUGUGGAUACUUUGCAAGAAGGGGAGGCCUUUCUUUCUGAACAGAAGCAUCAAACCUGUAGGAAGCUUCCUCAUAGUUGGAGCAACACCCUGUGUUCAAAGGGUUUGAGUUGUAUGGAAAGUGGGAGUGUUAAGUACAAUUACUACAGCAUGCCACCUUCCCUUCAGAGGAACCUAGCAAGGAGCCAUUGGUCACUGGGGGGGAAGCAUCCCAUUCUUGAUGCCCUAAACUAUAGUGAAAUCCAAUUAAUCAAGAAAGAUCAGGAACAGGAAGUUGAAAAUGGCAUUCUAACAUCAGAGUUAUCUUCAGGGAAUAAAUCAAGCUCUAGAUAUGGACAGUUUCUUCUUGUGCCUUCUGAUCAGAAAGGAUCUUAUGAAGAUGCUGGUUUAAGUUUGGCCUUUUCAAAUACUCUGAAUGAGCUUAAGGAUGAUGACUUAAAAGCUAAAUACCAAACUAAGCAGAGUGACACUGCCCCUCCAUGUAAUGUAUGCAAUACCAAUGAUGAUGCAAAAACAAUGCCGGUUAUCAGCCAAGUGCAGGAACUAAACAUUUCACUUGCUGAGAAAGAGAAUGAAACUGCUGCUGAACACCAUUUGUCCAUCCAGGCAGUUAAUAGUGUCAGUGAGAUCUCUCGACCUUCUCAUUAUCACUGUGAAGGACCAGGAAAAGGUUAUGUAAAUUGGGGGUUCUUGGAAGAUGAUGAAAAGAGAGAUUGUGGCAAUCAGUCAAGACAGCAAGCAUGCCUACAUUCGCUCCAUGACAAAGACUGCAGUUAUAGUCCUCCACAUGUGCAGAUAAAGGAAUCCAAAUCAUUUUCUUACAGUUCUGACAUAUCAGGAUACAGUAGUGACAGCUCACAGUCUCACCUCACUUUUCAGCGCAGCAUGUCGGUCUGGAUCAAUCCACUUAAAAGAAAUUGGCCUUUCUGCAAAGGAAGCAGCUUUUGCGCCCAUGGUGCUGAGAAAACAGGAAAAACCUGCAAAAUAAAAGAAUUUUCAAAAUCUACUCAGCUAUGUCAGUCAGUAUGGGCCAAGGCAAAACUUGGAAACAAAGAAAGGAAGUCCUUGAGGAAAAAGCGAAAAACUCUUCAGGUUCCGCUGAUUACAGUGGACAGUUGUCCUCAGAGCACCCAAAUGAAUUUGGAGUCACUUGACAGUAAACCUGUGGAAGACAAACAGGAACAUAGAGCCAAAUGGCUAACCGUGUCUCAUUUCAAGCAACUAAAUUUGGAUCAUAUCAGUUGUAUGCAUCAGGAAAUGAAAAAUCAAGAACUGGUGAGGCAGACAGUACAAAUCUGUGACUACUUGAGACAAUCGCAAGAGGAUUUAAAUAACAGCAUUGCUUGGACUAGGAAAAAUAGAAAGAAUAAUCUGAGCAGAAGCCACUCGUUGAGAAGUUUAGAUGGAGAUGGCAAAAUCUCACACUCCUUAAAACCCCCUCAAGAUUUGCAACAUCAUUACUCAGCUGUUGAAAGAAACAAUUUAAUGAGGCUAGCUCAAACGAUCCCUUUCACACCAGUGCAGUUUUUUGCUGGAGAAGAAGUAACCAUCUAUAGACUGGAAGAAAGUUCACCUUUGAACCUUGAUAAAAGCAUGUCCUCUUGGUCACAGCAUGGCAUGGCUGCCAUGAUUCAAGUUUUGUCUCAGGAGGAAAUGGAUGGAGGGCUGAGGAGAGCUAUGAAAGCUGUCUGCACCUGGUCUGAAAAUAAUGUGCUAAAGUUAGGAGAAGUUUUCAUUGUAAAAUCUUUCCUUCCUGAAGUUGUUCAGACUUGGCAGAAGAUCUUCCAUGAAGCCACAGUUCUCCAUCUCUGUCUUAGAGAAAUACAACAGCAAAGGGCAGCUCAGAAAUUGAUAUAUACCUUCAAUCAAAUGAAGCCCCAUACCAUUCCAUAUACUCCAAGAUUCCUUGAAGUCUUUUUAAUUUAUUGCCAUUCAGCCAAUCAGUGGCUGACAAUAGAAAAGUACAUGACAGGAGAAUUCCGCAAGUACAAUAACAACAAUGGGGAUGAAAUCACCCCUAGCAAUUUGCUGGAAGAAGUUAUGCUGGCUUUUUCUCACUGGAGUUAUGAAUAUACUCGAGGAGAACUUCUUGUACUAGAUUUGCAAGGUGUUGGAGAAAACCUUACAGAUCCAUCUGUCAUUAAACCUGAAGACAAACAAGGGAUGGCAUUUGGACCAGCAAACCUUGGGGAAGAAGCCAUCAAAAACUUCAUUUCAAAGCAUUGCUGCAAUUCUUGUUGCAGGAAACUCAAACUUCCUGAUUUGAAAAGAAAUGAUUAUGCACCUGGGAGGGUCAAUCCAGCUUAUGAAGUUGACACUGAAGUACCAAUUGCAGCAGAAGAUGAGACUGCAAACAGUAGGAAUGAUGAACUGCUGGAAUAUUAUACUCGUCUGUGAUGCAUGAGUUGUUAGUUUUAUCCUUAGAAUUUUUUUCUGAAGGGCCAAAUGUUAGGGCUCCACUACCUCCAUUGUCUGUACUUCUCUAGAACAAAGAAAUAAAACCACUAAUGUGAAAGUGCUUGCAAAUAAAUUUCUUCUAAAAUAA
Candoia aspera is the source of this 6745-nucleotide messenger RNA. RefSeq names its product transient receptor potential cation channel subfamily M member 6 (gene TRPM6). Lineage: Eukaryota; Metazoa; Chordata; Lepidosauria; Squamata; Candoiidae. Gene Ontology annotation, biological process: metal ion transport; protein phosphorylation; monoatomic cation transmembrane transport. Gene Ontology annotation, molecular function: ATP binding; monoatomic cation channel activity; protein serine/threonine kinase activity. The coding region runs from base 430 to 6597 and encodes 2055 amino acids. The record is from RefSeq and is a predicted model, not a curated record. Gene Ontology annotation, cellular component: plasma membrane; apical plasma membrane. The transcript is spliced from 40 exons.